This is a messenger RNA of Gekko japonicus, 1379 nucleotides long. It is a transcript of the gene C1QTNF5, whose product is annotated as C1q and tumor necrosis factor related protein 5. The transcript is spliced from 2 exons. Bases 1 to 738 code for a protein of 245 amino acids. Gene Ontology annotation, molecular function: protein binding. The record is from RefSeq and is a predicted model, not a curated record. Lineage: Eukaryota; Metazoa; Chordata; Lepidosauria; Squamata; Gekkonidae.
AUGGAGCACGCCGUCUACUUCUGCCUCUUUUUCCUUAUGCUGACCGAAGAAUCCGUCCAGAUCGAGGACAACAAGAUCCCCAGCUUGUGUGCGGGGCAGCCUGGAAUACCGGGGAACCCCGGCAUCCACGGCAGUCAAGGGCUGCCUGGCAGAGACGGACGUGAUGGCCGGGAUGGAGGAGUGGGGACGCCGGGUGAGAAAGGCGAGGUUGGACAGCCAGGUCCGUCGGGCCCCCGAGGAGACAGAGGCAGCCCUGGCAUAAACGGGCUGCCGGGCGAGAAGGGGACUCCGGGGGAGUGCGCGGUGGCGCCCCGCUCGGCCUUCAGCGCCAAGCGCUCCGAGACCCGCAGCCCACCUCUGGCCGACCAGCCGAUCGUCUUCGACAUCGUCCUGAUCAACGAGCAAGGGCAUUACGACGGGAACACGGGCAAGUUCCUCUGCGAGAUCCCAGGCCUGUACUACUUUGCCGUCCACGCCACCGUCUACCGCAUGAGCCUCCAGUUCGACAUCAUGAAGAACGGGAAGUCGGUGGCCUCCUUCUUCCAGUUCUACGGCAACUGGCCCAAACCCACCUCGCUGUCCGGCGGCACCCUCGUACGGCUGGAGCCCGAGGACGAGGUCUGGGUGCAGGUGGGGGUGGGGGACUACACGGGCUUCUACGCCAGCGUCAAGACGGACAGCACCUUCACGGGGUUCCUGGUCUACUCCUACUGGCCGAACUCUGCCGUCUUUGCCUGACCGACAGUGCCCUCCUCUCCACCGGUUAGUGGAGAACUCCCGGGGUCCUGUUCCAAAGUCUGCCACUGACAUUAUCCAUGGGGGAUAAUACAUGUGUCUUCUUAACCCAAGGGGUGUGACGCCCCCUGUAGUUAAUGCCCUUAUAAAGGUCUUAGGUUCUUUUCAUUGUGACCAGUACGAGACAUCCUCAAGCAGGGAGGAGAUAGCCAUGUGACAGAGAAACGAGUAACAUUUGUGUGUUUUGCUGUAGCACACAAAGCGUAUUCUUUGAUGGUGUAUAGCCCCCCCUCCCAGCCAAGCUGACAUGCGCUGGGCCAUAUCCCUGCCUCCUCUGCUUCCCAGUAGACAAAUGAGCUCCGGGCAGAGUCUCUAGCUGUGGAGUCAGGCUAACUUCCCUCACAGGGUUGUUGUAAGGAGAGAUAAGAGCGGGAUGGCAUUUUGCACGCUGAUAAAGUGCCAUAAAAGUAAUUCUAAGUAAUAGUAGUGUUAGUAACAGGCUUGUUCGUAGGUUGUCCUCUUCAUUUGGACACCACCAACGCAGAAGUCUCCGUCCACCUGUACUGGCCGUCAGUUCCAACAGAUAUUACAGGCAGUGUUCCCUCUAAGCUGAGUUAGUGUGAGCCAGCUCACAGUUUUUUAGC